Seminavis robusta is the source of this 4172-nucleotide messenger RNA. The record is from the annotation of a GenBank genome assembly. NCBI's taxonomy places the organism in Eukaryota, Bacillariophyta, Bacillariophyceae, Naviculales, Naviculaceae.
UCCUUCAUUUUUUCAUGUAGCUAGCUAAACUAAUAACCAAGCCAUAUUAUUAGAAAGCCAUAUCAAUACAUCUCCCAGAAUGGUUAGUGCAGGUAGACAAUGGACUUGGGCAGCCGCAGGGUUCUGCUUGAUAAUCACACUGGGAUGGCCAAUCAAGAAGACUUGUGCGUUUGGUAUUUUUGGUAAUAAUAUUGCUACUUUCGCCACCAAGACAACCAAUUAUUUCCGCAAGAGUGCACUGAGGUCCAGCCCAUCAGAAGCAAUUUCAAGGGAAUUAGAAGAAGAAGAGAAAGAAGUGGAGCACCAGAUUCAACGUGGCCAAGAUGAGUUGCAGCAAUACUUUGAUUUUCCACUCGAUGAUUGGCAGCUGCAAGCAGGAGGAGCCAUAUUAGAAGGAUACAAUGUCAUUGUCUGUGCUCCUACUGGUGCCGGAAAAACCGUGGUGGGAGAAAUGGCACUACGAGUCGCCUUUACGAUGCAACAAAAGCACGCAAUCUACACAACUCCCUUGAAAGCGUUGUCGAAUCAAAAAUACGGAGACUUGUGUCCCAUGUUUGGCAAAUCCAAUGUGGGUCUCUCCACGGGAGAUAUUUCCAUUCACAAGGGAGCACCCAUUACGGUCAUGACCACGGAAGUCUACCGCAAUAUUGCCUGGCGGGCAUCUUCUAGCAAGGCUGGUAUAGUCCGAAAGCAAGACCUUUUGGACAACCGUAAUAAUUUGGAACAAAAUGCCAUGUGUGUCCUGGACGAAUUCCAUUACAUGGGACAUCCCGGACGAGGUGGUGUCUGGGAAGAAUGCGUCAUUACAUCUCCCCUUCAUACCCAACUCAUUGGACUCUCUGCCACACUCCCCAAUGCUCCCCAGCUCACGGCGUGGAUGGAACACGUCACGGGACGCAAAACUGUACUCGUCAAUACUAGCGCCACAAAACCAAGACCCGUCCCCUUGCGGUAUCUCUUUGCCACCAAGGAGGGAUUGUUCCCUCUCUUCAAAGACCCGGAAGCGGGUCCCGGGGCUCCCAAGGGAUUGUUGGGAUUGCGCGGGGAUGGAGUUACGACUGGGGAGGAUUCGAAACAGAGGAAACGAAAAAAUAAGGACAAUGACGACACUGACGACCACAACAGCAAGCUCCCCAGAGGCUUACACAUCAAUCCGCAACUCAAGGCGGCCGCCGACAAACGACUCCAAAAAGUAAAUCGCGCCAUUGACCGCAAAAAAGUGCGUCAAAUGACACAAAACAAUCGCAGCAAUACUAAGAAUGACGACGACGACGACUGGGAAUGGGGCAGACGAGGACGAGGGCGAAAAAGUGGCCCCAUGUCGCCACGAGACGAAAAGCGGGAACGAGAACGUCUUCUCAAACAAGAAUUGAGACGAUCCGUGCCGUCCUUGGCCGUACUGCUCAAGAGAUUGCAUCAAAAGAAUCUCUUGCCGGCCAUCUUUUUCCUCUUUUCACGAGCCGGUUGUGACGAAGCGGCGCGGAAUGUAUGCAACUUUAUGAGAGGUCCCGUCGGGGAUUCCAUAAAUGAUUUGGAAGAUACAACUAAUAGACCGCAACGCAAACGACAAUCGAGGCAACGCGGCAGUCGAAGAAACGACAACGACAAUAAUCGUCAAAGUUUUGGAAACAACAACCUUGCGCAAGACGCCAACGGUCGAAUGUUUCGCCUCAAUGGCGACUUUGUCAGUGACGACGUUCUGGAGGCAUCAAUCAACGACAUUUUGAAAGAGGAUGACAUUGACGAGGAAGAUCCGUUGAGCAAGGACAAUUUCAAACUCUAUGCAAAGGCUGGCCUACUCAGUUACGAGCAGGUGGAAACUGUGGCUGCAAAGAUUGAAGCCUUCAAUCAAGAGAACGAAGAGAUUGCCUUUCCCAAUGGUAUCAUGAUGCAGUAUUUAUUUGGGGUUGGGUCGCAUCAUGCUGGGAUGUUGCCUGCUCACAAGUCAUUCGUGGAAAUCUUGUUCCGCAAUCAACUCAUGAGGGCAGUGUUUGCCACGGAAACGCUAGCUGCUGGAAUCAACAUGCCAGCACGGACAACUGUGAUCUGUGCCUUGGCAAAACGAGGAGACGGAUCUUCCAUGAACCUGUUAGAGACGAGCAAUCUCUUGCAAAUGGCAGGUAGGGCAGGACGACGUGGCUUUGAUGAAAACGGCUACUGUGUCAUUGUGGCCACACCCUUUGAGAAUCACGAUGAUGCCGCCAAAAUUCUAACCGACCCCAUCAAGCCCAUCACGUCUCAAUUCAGCCCGUCCUAUUCGCUUGCCGUCAACCUGGUCGCCAGGGGUCAAGGCAAAUUGGACGUUGCCAAGCAGCUUGUGGGCAAGAGUUUUGCGCUCUGGGAAAGGUCACAAAUUGAAGAAGACAUUGCAACAGCUGUUGAAACUCAUGGGGAAGGUGUUAGCGAGGUAUUGGAGGCGUCGGCUCAUGAAAGAUUCAUGAUCACGCUCGUGGAAACAUUGCAGCUGCAAGUAGACAAGAAGCGAGCAAGGUUCGACGUUAGUUAUGUUGCAUUUCUCGUGGGUAUCCUGAAUGACAGAGAGAGCCUCAAGAAGGCAUCCAAGUCGUAUCUUGGCGCAGUCAAAAUGUUAGAGCUAGAGAAAAGCACGUUAGGAUACCUCGAAGCCGAACUUGCCACAACCAACCAGGGAGACCAUGAGGACGAUCUGUUGGGAGAGCUUUUCGAGGAUGAUCGGGAAGAAGUGUUGAAGCAGAUUGAAUUUCAAAGAUCUGGAAUUGCCAAAAUUGAAAAAGACAUCAAUAAACAUCCAUUCACCAAGAUUGGCAACAUUGCAAAUGAGCUGAUGGAAGAUCCAAAUUGUCCUGAAGGCAAGGCACUUCUUGCCGAUCUCCGGACUGUUCGUGGAUACGAAUCGAACUUUGGUGGCAAUGAAGGUGACGGCGAUACGCGUCGGCUAGCGCUUUCUCCAGAAGACCUUUGCAGGUUUUCAAAAUCAGCCAUUGUCAUUCGCCGCAAGACGAGGAAGCUGUCCACUGCCAAUCCUGGGCUGGACCCUCUAUCACUAUUGGAACAAGCUGACAAAGCAGAGGAACCGGUCAAUGAUACGUGGGACGAUAUGCUUUCCAUCAUCAAAGUUCUCGUGGCGUACGGGUGUCUGUCUCUGAAGUCAGACUUGAACGAACACGACAACCUCAGCCUGGAGCAAGAAAGCUUUGAAAUCUCACCCGCAGGUAACAGCCUCGGUAUGCUUGGUUUUGACAACUCAUUGUGGUGCAUGACUGCCGUUGGCGGUACGUGGGACGUUGUCGGGGCAUCGUCAAAACUGGAUACCUUUCGAUCGGCCAUUGAGCAGGCUGACAGGGAAGGAGGCGAUUGGUACGACGAUGAUGAACGUGCACAAGCAAACUUGUCCAAAGCACAAGAAGAAGCGGAAGAGUUGGUGUCGCUGAUACGGACCAUGGAGCCAAGCCAGCUAGCCGGUUACGUAUCUUGCUUGAUAUCCGAGGGAUCCCGAAACAGCGGAGGAGGACUUUCCGUCAUUGACAUUUUUCAAAAGAUGGAACCAGUUCAGCAACGAGUGAUCCAAUCGUCGUUGCAAGUGAUGGAGCGUCUGAUGGACGUCCAAAAAGAGUUUGAUGUGGACGAGAAUACCCGUGUUUGUAACUUUGACGUGUCCAACUGCGAUGUUGUGACGGCAUGGGCAUCCGGCUGCAGUUGGAGUGAAGCACUUGAAAUCUCUGGAUCUCCCCCCGGAGAUCUAGCACGAACGUUGAGCCGCGUUUUGGAUGCCGUUCGACAGCUUGCCAAUCUGCCCUAUCGAGCAAUGCGCAAGUCGGACUUUGAAAGAGGCGCAGUAGUUGCCGGUCUUCACCCUGAGAUUCGCAACCUAUGCCGUGAAGCAGCCCUUGCCAUUAACAGAUAUCCUGUCAAGGAUCCGCUUCAGUUUGCAGAAAUUGCGGAUGAAGAAGAAAUCGAAGACGAGCUCUUGGAGGACGAAGACGCAGACGUUGAAAUCUCUGACGAGAGUGACGAGGACGACGAGAAUGAGAUUAAAGUUCCUGAGAUCGACGAGGAUUGACCGCAGCGAAGUUACGAGUAUACAUUCGCAAAGCCCAUCCACCCCACGACGUUGAUUUGGGUCCGAGCAGUUCUAGCUAGGUAGCUACAUGCAUUGAUGUUGCCCAACAAUAGAACUUAUCAUUUUUGUUUUG